AGUGUAGAUCCAUAAACUAAAUUGGUAACAUCAGUGAUUCAACAUCACUCUCACCGUGUAACGGAUCAUCGUCGCCGAGUCUGUCGUUCACCACGAGAGACCGAGGGUAAAGUUCUUCUGGUGUGGAGAGCAAAUCCGGGACUUUUUCAGAAACAUUCUCACUGCAAAGGAGUACCUCUCAACAAUGUCUUCGUUUAUCAUUUCGGCGAGGGCAGCCGAAUCGUCCACUUCGAGUGCUCACCUCUCUACACCACCACAGUUCAAAGUUGUUGGGGUGUUACUAGCAGUCAUCUCCGGCGUUCUCAUCGGCUCCUCAUUCGUCUUUAAAAAGAAAGGUCUUCAGUCGUCCCAAGAAACUGCAGGAGAGGGGGUGGCCUAUCUGAAAUCACCGUUGUGGUGGACAGGUAUGAUCAUGAUGAUCUUAGGCGAAAUUUGCAACUUUGGGAGUUACGCUUUCAUACCCGCUAUAAUUGUUACACCGCUUGGCGCAUUGUCCGUGGUUAUAUGCGCCAUACUAUCAUCGAUUUUCCUGGAAGAGACGCUCACAUUUUUCGGGUGGAUCGGUUGCUUUCUUUGCAUCGUUGGCUCCGUGAUAAUUGCCCUGAACGGACCGCAGGAGCAGGCCGCCUCAACCAUCAGUGAAUUCCAACACCUCUUCUUAUCACUGGGUUUCAUCAUUUUCGGUUCCCUCAUUAUCCUAACUGCUUUGGUUAUCAUUUUUUUCUUUGCUCCAAAAUACGGAAAGAAGAAUAUGCUUUGGUAUAUUUUGGUGUGUAGUUUGUUUGGGGGUCUCAGCGUUAGCUGCACGCAGGGAUUGGGAAGCUCGAUUGUGACCACUGCCCGUGGUCAGAACCAAUUCAAAUAUUGGUUCAUGUAUUUCCUCAUUGGCUUUGUUGCGAUAACACUUGUGACCGAGAUUUAUUUCCUCAACUUGGCAUUGGCGCUUUUCAACACAGCAAUGGUUACUCCAACGUAUUAUGUCAUCUUUACAUUUUUCACUCUGGUCACAUCAGUCGUUCUCUAUCAAGGCCUACAUGCUACCGUAGCGCAGAUUAUAACAGUUGUAAUGGCUUUUCUUAUAAUUUGUGCUGGUAUAACGCUCCUCCAGAUGUCCAAAGUCGACCCAACGUCGUUCAGCAAUCUUGACCGGAAAACUACAUUGCUUCUGCAGGCAUCACGGCAGAACGUGGAAAAACGUGAUAAUGUCAGCGUUACCGAAGAUCCAGGGAUGGAUGCUCUCCGUGGCUCUUUCGGUGCGUUCGGAAGUAUCAUUCGGGCUAAGAGUGUUAGCCGAAUAAACACAACUGCUUCUGUUCGGAACCGUCGGAGAGGAAACGAUGUGGAGGCGGGAAUAUCAAUGUCCAGUAAUGCCGGCGCAGAUGGGCAUAAUCUCACUGAUUUGCCACGGCUACAGCUUUAUGACACGCCCAUGCCAUCGUUCAAUUCUUCGGUUCAGGAGCAUUCCUUCGAAGGUGAUCAUCCGUUGGAGGAACAAGGAGCCAGCACCCAGUCCGGUCCAAUACAGCAUCGAACGACGAUUAAGUUCAAAGAAACCGACGCAGCGUAUUACUACCACAGUCCGGGCAAAUCAGGGCCUACCAUUCACGAGAAGAGAACCCCAGGUAGAGUGGGUGCUUCGCUAAGCCGGGAAUCCUUAGAGCCAAUAUCCGAACAUGACAAAAGAAGUACCGUUCACCUGGACGCUGACGAAGCACCUCCAAUGCCGCAUGAGCGCUUUCGCUCGCCUCCCCCGACCUUGGGGCAAUCAGGUUGGCAGCAAGAAAAUGGCGCAUCUCCAAACAAACAUAGAACGAAUACUGCCUCAUCAGAGCAGGCUCUUCUCCCGUCGUUGCCACUGUCCAUCGCAAAUAUCAGCCCCAUCGCUGGCGACUCCCAUGAUGAUUUGUUGCUUUCGAGACCGACAACACCCGUUACUGAUUACAAAAACUUCCAUCCUAUCACCCCUUCCCGUUCUAUUAAUCGCAGUUAUCCAGGAGAUAAGCGGAGAACGAGCAGCGAGGACGAGAUGGAGGCACACGAGAGUCUCGUAUCGCAGGAAACGGAUGAGGAGGAUGCUGAUGAUACACAAGACACACCGACGAGAAACCGCGGCGGAGUACGACUCGUUAACAGCAAAACGUCAACUCCUAAACGAAUAUGAAGCUUCCCUGGGGAAUCGCAGGCGUGAACCAAGUGAGCAUAUUGUACGGACUUUUUACGAACUUCUUUAGAGGUUGUAUGAUGUUUUCGAAUGGACUCUUUGUUGGUAACACUGCUACAAUAUAUUUCGUUGGUGGCUAGACGAAGUCCUUUCGUUGUGGCCUAUGCAAACAAAAUAU
Messenger RNA from Cantharellus anzutake, 2339 nucleotides. RefSeq names its product magnesium transporter NIPA-domain-containing protein. The record is from RefSeq and is a predicted model, not a curated record. Gene Ontology annotation, cellular component: membrane. The coding region runs from base 185 to 2161 and encodes 658 amino acids. Gene Ontology annotation, biological process: magnesium ion transport. The transcript has 16 exons. Lineage: Eukaryota; Fungi; Basidiomycota; Agaricomycetes; Cantharellales; Hydnaceae. Gene Ontology annotation, molecular function: magnesium ion transmembrane transporter activity.